CGGGGCUGGGGCCCCGACCCGGAGUUUUUGGGGCCCGGCCCGCUGGGCUGCCCAUGGCUCUGCCCCUGCCUUAGGCGGAGCCCGUGUUUGUUUGCCCCGGGGCCGCGGUUUCCCCCCCUCGCCCUCAGCCAUGACAACCAUCGGAGACCUCCCCGAGGACGUGCUGGUGCAGCUGCUGUCGCUGCUGCCCGCCCAGGACCUGCUCCGCAACUGCCGCCUGGUGUGCUCGCAGUGGCGGUACGUGGUGGACCUCAACACCCUCUGGAAGAGGAAGUGCCAGCGCGACGGAUUCUAUGAGCAGAGCCUGGACAGGAACGUCUCCGACUGGAGGGUCUUCUACAUGCUCUGCCGCUUGAAGAGAAACUUAAUCAAAAACCCCUGCGCUGAAGAGAAAUUCCAGCACUGGACAAUUGACCGCAACGACGGAGAUGAAUGGAGAAUUGAGCAACUGCCUGGAGCUAAUGGAACUAUGAUGCCAGACCCCACAGUACAAAAAUACUUUGCCACUUCAUUUGGGCUAUGCCUCAAGUCCCAGCUCAUUACUCUGCAGAACGAAGGAUACGGCAAUCAGCUGAUGGAUGAGAUACGGCCUGAAAUCAUAGUCAAGGACUGGUACGCUGCCAGGUCCGACUGCGGGUGCCGCUACGAGCUGACGGUGCGGCUGCUCUCGGCUGAUCACAUCGUCCUGGAGGAGUUCCACCCCGAGCCCGUGAUCAUCGAGCAGUGGAACGAUGCCAAGUGGAGAGAGAUUUCCCACACGUUCCAGAAUUACCCAGCAGGAGUUCGUCACAUCUACUUUCAGCACGGAGGGCAGGACACCCAGUUCUGGGCAGGAUGGUAUGGGGUCCGUGUGACAAACACCAGCAUCACCAUUGGGCCCCACACGCUCUUGUGAAGGCACAGUAAAAGGCUUUGCUUUACCUCAGGACUGUAA
Molecule: messenger RNA, 934 nt
Organism: Empidonax traillii (willow flycatcher)
Lineage: Eukaryota; Metazoa; Chordata; Aves; Passeriformes; Tyrannidae
Product: F-box only protein 6-like
Exons: 5
Coding region: 131-895 (254 amino acids)
Biological process (GO): glycoprotein catabolic process; SCF-dependent proteasomal ubiquitin-dependent protein catabolic process
Cellular component (GO): SCF ubiquitin ligase complex; cytoplasm
Molecular function (GO): protein binding; ubiquitin protein ligase activity
Source: RefSeq, a predicted model, not a curated record